Messenger RNA from Topomyia yanbarensis, 1006 nucleotides. Its product is annotated as chymotrypsin-1-like. The transcript has 3 exons. Gene Ontology annotation, molecular function: serine-type endopeptidase activity. The record is from RefSeq and is a predicted model, not a curated record. The coding region runs from base 131 to 922 and encodes 263 amino acids. Gene Ontology annotation, biological process: proteolysis. Lineage: Eukaryota; Metazoa; Arthropoda; Insecta; Diptera; Culicidae.
AAGGUGCUUUCCAGUCGGUCAUUGUGGUUUAGAUAACGGCCGGCUCAGUGGCGGUGGAUUAUCGACGCCAGUCAGAGUAGUUUUUAUUUCAUUAUCUAACGGGAUAGUAAUUAUAAAAUCCGUGGUAGUUAUGAAAGUGGUGCAAAGUUUUUCGCUGGUUGGCCUCCUGGCGCUUUACGGCCUAGUGACCGCCACUGCUGAUAAGAAGCAGACUAAAAUAGUUGGAGGUGACAUAGCAACAGUGCCGAUUCCAUACCAGAUUUCCCUGCAGGUACUGAUAAAUUCGUUCCACGGAUUUGGCCCGAAAACUUGGACUCACAACUGUGGAGGUUCGAUUAUCGCUCCGUACUACGUCGUUUCGGCAGCACACUGUUUAGAUGGCAUCGAGGCUCCCCGGAUGUCGAUCGUAUACGGGACAAAUGAUCUACGCAACAAUAGCAGUAAAGGAACUCGAACCUUGGUAGAAUCAUACAAAAUUCAUCCGAGUUAUGUGGAGCUGAAUCGGAACGAUAUCGGUAUCAUUCGGGUUGUGGAUCAAAUCGUUUUCAAUGAAAUCGUUCAGCCGAUUGUCUAUUCCGCUGAGAAAGUUGCUGGUGGAGUUCGCUGUUUGCUGACCGGCUGGGGUUACACGAUGCCCAAACCCAUCGGAAGGACACCGAUGGACUUACGGGUAGUUGAGCUCACCACAAUUACGAACAAAGAGUGCAAGAACCGAGGUUCUGCUGUGAAUCCAACUGAGAUCUGCACGUUCACCAGAAUCGGACAGGGAGCCUGUUUGGGCGACUCCGGCGGACCGCUGGUAUGCAAAAACCAAGUUUCCGGCGUGGUGUCCUACGGGACGCGCUUCUGUGGCAUCGGCUCACCGGACGUUUUCACACGUGUCUCCGAGUUUAAAACGUGGCUCGACGAGAACCAGUUGUAACGUGAUCUCGCACACACCCCUUCCAAAGAAUGAUACACUUUUUUAUGAUUGAAUUUGUACAAUAAAAGACACUGAAGAAAAGAA